This is a messenger RNA of Hydra vulgaris (swiftwater hydra), 1183 nucleotides long. RefSeq names its product DNA-directed RNA polymerase III subunit RPC7-like. Gene Ontology annotation, biological process: transcription by RNA polymerase III. Gene Ontology annotation, cellular component: RNA polymerase III complex. NCBI's taxonomy places the organism in Eukaryota, Metazoa, Cnidaria, Hydrozoa, Anthoathecata, Hydridae. The record is from RefSeq and is a predicted model, not a curated record.
GACAGUUCUAGAGACCGCAUGAUGUUAUUUUGACUUGCUCUUCUCUUUUUCAUAGUCUUAAUUUAUGAAAUAAGAAAAAAAAUAAUAAUAAAAAAAAUAAUAAAAACUAUAUUAAAAAAAACAACAACACAUUUUUAGAUUAUUUUCAAAUGGCUGGGCGUGGUAGAGGUAGAGGAGCUCAAUCACUAUCAUUCAAUCUUCCUGGCUUAGGUUCUGGAGAUUCCAUGCCCUCAGUGACACUUCAACCCCCUCCUCUUUAUCCAAUAUUGCACCAUAGGGUGACACCACUAAGUUCUACUGAAGUUGAUGAAUAUAUGUUAGCUCUCAGCCGGGAAUUUAGAACAAGCAUAAGAGACUCACCUUUUUUUUUAAAAGAAAAAGUUUGCAAAAAAGAUAUUGUGCGGUACACAGAUAGAUAUAAACAAACAACAAAUAUUGAUGCUAAAGUACAAUGGGAACCAGAUUGGAAUUUGUUUCCUAAUGAACUUAAACCAAAAAAACAAAAAAAAAUUGUUAAAGCAACUCAAGAAAAGCCUGUAAAAAAAAAAGUUAACAGACUUAUCGAUGAUCUUUCCACAGAUGACAUUGUGCAAAAACUUGAGCUCACAGAAGAAAUAGAAAAAGAAGAGGGUAAAGAAAAAGGAGAAGAAAAAGAAAAUGAAGAAGAUGAAGCUCAAGAUGAAGAAGAGGAAGUUGAUGUUUCAGAAGAUGAUAACGAUUACAAUUUCGAUUACUAUGAUGAUGGUGGUGAUAAUUAUGCAGAUGAUAAUGAUGGUGAAGAAGGUCCAGUGUACUGAAAGGGUUAAUUAUGUGUUAAUAUUCUUAUGGUGCUUUUGUCCAUACUAUGGCCAUAUUUUACAGAUACCUAUAUACUCCAUACUAUGGCAAUGUUUUUAGCUAUGGCAAAUUAAAAAAUUGACUGGAAAGAAACAUUAAUUGAAAAAUGAUUAUAUAGACAGAUGUACAGAUGUUAUAGAUGAUGUAUAUGCUAGAUAUUUGAUAAGUUUUACAACAGUUACAAAAUUUGGAUAGUAACCAGACUCUUGCUGAUACAAUUUAAAGAAAUCAACCAUAAUAACCCCCAAUAACAGUUUUUCUUUACACAAGAUUGCUCAAACAAUUUUUUUAAAAUUCUUUUUUACCUGGUGUAAUGCUAUUUAAUUUUAAUACAAACUUUUUAAUA